GGCGGAGGCUUUAUAACCACUUCGUAGCUGCUGCUGGGUUUGUAAUCUGCGAGAGGGCGGCCGAGGCGCGGCGGCCGGGCGCCGGCUGGGGGCGCGGAGGCAGGACCUGUAGCGGCGCGGGACGCCGCUGGCCCCUCGGCCCCUGUGGGCCAUGGGCUCCGAGAAGGACUCCGAGUCGCCGCGCUCCACAUCCCUACACGCGGCCGCACCCGACACCAAGUGCCGCAGCGGCGGCCGGCGCCGGCGCCUCACCUUCCACAGCGUCUUCUCCGCCUCGGCCCGCGGCCGCCGCGCCCGGGCCAAGCCCCAGGCCGAGCCGCCGCCCCCGGCCGCGCCGCCACCGCCCGUACCGGCCCCCGCCGCACCCCAGGCCCCGCCGCCAGAAGCGCUGCCCACCGAGCCGGCCGCCGAGGCCGAGGCGGAGGCCGCGGCAGGCGCGGGGCCCGGGCUCGAAGAUGAGGCGGCGGCGGAGGGCGGCGGCCCGGGCGCGGAGGAGGUGGAGUGCCCGCUGUGCCUGGUGCGGCUGCCGCCCGAACGGGCCCCGCGCCUCCUCAGCUGCCCGCACCGCUCGUGCCGCGACUGCCUCCGCCACUACCUGCGCCUGGAGAUCAGCGAGAGCCGGGUGCCUAUCAGCUGCCCCGAGUGCAGCGAGCGACUCAACCCGCACGACAUCCGCCUGCUGCUCGCCGACCCGCCGCUCAUGCACAAGUACGAGGAGUUCAUGUUGCGCCGAUACCUGGCCUCGGACCCGGACUGCCGCUGGUGCCCGGCCCCGGACUGCGGUUAUGCUGUAAUUGCCUAUGGCUGUGCCAGCUGCCCAAAGCUAACCUGUGAAAGAGAAGGCUGCCAGACUGAGUUCUGCUACCACUGCAAGCAGAUAUGGCAUCCAAAUCAGACCUGCGAUAUGGCCCGUCAGCAGAGGGCACAGACACUGCGAGUUCGGACCAAACACACUUCAGGUCUCAGUUAUGGGCAAGAAUCUGGACCAGCAGAUGACAUCAAGCCAUGCCCACGCUGCAGUGCUUAUAUUAUCAAGAUGAACGAUGGAAGCUGUAAUCACAUGACCUGUGCGGUGUGUGGCUGUGAAUUCUGCUGGCUUUGUAUGAAAGAGAUUUCAGACUUGCAUUACCUCAGUCCCUCUGGCUGUACAUUCUGGGGCAAGAAGCCAUGGAGCCGGAAGAAGAAAAUUCUUUGGCAGCUGGGCACAUUGAUUGGGGCUCCUGUGGGGAUUUCUCUCAUUGCUGGUAUUGCCAUUCCUGCCAUGGUCAUUGGCAUUCCUGUUUACGUUGGAAGGAAGAUUCACAGCAGGUAUGAAGGGAGGAAAACCUCCAAACACAAAAGGAAUUUGGCCAUCACAGGAGGAGUGACUUUAUCGGUCAUCGCUUCCCCGGUGAUUGCGGCUGUCAGUGUUGGAAUUGGUGUCCCCAUUAUGCUGGCAUAUGUCUAUGGAGUUGUGCCCAUUUCUCUCUGUCGGGGAGGUGGCUGUGGAGUUAGCACAGCCAAUGGAAAGGGAGUGAAAAUUGAGUUUGAUGAAGAUGAUGGGCCAAUCACAGUGGCUGAUGCCUGGCGAGCCCUCAAAAAUCCCAGCAUUGGGGAAAGCAGCAUUGAAGGCCUGACUAGUGUGCUAAGCACCAGUGGAAGCCCUACAGAUGGACUCAGUGUAAUGCAAGGCCCUUACAGUGAAACAGCCAGCUUUGCAGCCCUCUCAGGGGGUACGCUGAGUGGUGGCAUUCUCUCCAGUGGCAAGGGAAAAUACAGCAGGUUAGAAGUCCAAGCCGAUGUCCAAAAGGAAAUAUUCCCCAAAGACACAGCCAGUCUUGGUGCAAUUAGUGACAACGCAAGCACAAGAGCUAUGGCCGGUUCCAUAAUCAGUUCCUACAACCCACAGGACAGAGAAUGCAAUAACAUGGAAAUCCAAGUGGACAUUGAAGCCAAACCAAGCCACUACCAGUUAGUGAGUGGAAGCAGUACGGAGGACUCACUCCAUGUCCAUGCUCAGAUGGUGGAAAAUGAAGAAGAAGGUAGUGGUGGAGGUAACAGUAGCAAUGAAGAGGAUCCUGCCUGCAGACACCAAAGCUGUGAACAGAAAGACUGCCCACCAAGCAAAGCUUGGGACAUCAGCCUGGCCCAGCCGGAGAGCAUCCGCAGUGACCUGGAGAGCUCUGACACGCAGUCAGACGAUGUGCCAGACAUCACCUCAGAUGAGUGCGGCUCCCCCCGCUCCCACACUGCAGUCUGCCCUUCCACUCCCAGAACCCAAGGUGCACCGAGCCCAAGUGCCCACAAGAGCCUCUCUGCCCCAGCCGAGGGACAGACUGUCUUGAAGUCAGAAGGUGCAGAAGCCAGAGUAUGAGGUGGAAUGAAUGCUCCUGUUGUGAGAAGCACAUUUGUAACUGCAUCUUUUGAAACCUUUUACUUUUUUUUUUUUUUUUUUUUUUUUUGGGAGGGGGGGUAUGUGUUUUAUUUCAGAGAUUCUCUGGUCACAUUUUCCCCAGGGAAAUUCUGAGACAGUUGCAAUUUCUUACCAGAUAAAAGAUAAAAAGAAAUUUUACCCUUAGUUCUCCCCAUACCUUUUUUAGUUUUAAUUUAUUGGUUAAACUGGUAUUGGCAUCUGUAAGGUGUGUCAAAGAGUGUACAUAUGUAUGUGUGUAUAUUGUAUGUAUGCUAACAUAUUAAUGAAGGACACAUUUUAAUAAAGAUAUCUCAUAAUUCAA
This is a messenger RNA of Cavia porcellus (domestic guinea pig), 2714 nucleotides long. RefSeq names its product ring finger protein 19B (gene Rnf19b). Bases 152 to 2353 code for a protein of 733 amino acids. The record is from RefSeq and is a predicted model, not a curated record. Lineage: Eukaryota; Metazoa; Chordata; Mammalia; Rodentia; Caviidae. Gene Ontology annotation, molecular function: zinc ion binding; ubiquitin conjugating enzyme binding; ubiquitin protein ligase activity. The transcript has 9 exons. Gene Ontology annotation, biological process: positive regulation of proteasomal ubiquitin-dependent protein catabolic process; protein polyubiquitination; ubiquitin-dependent protein catabolic process. Gene Ontology annotation, cellular component: cytoplasm; cytolytic granule; ubiquitin ligase complex.